This is a messenger RNA of Aspergillus homomorphus CBS 101889, 1097 nucleotides long. RefSeq names its product mitochondrial 54S ribosomal protein bL28m. The record is from RefSeq and is a predicted model, not a curated record. Gene Ontology annotation, molecular function: structural constituent of ribosome. Bases 127 to 777 code for a protein of 216 amino acids. The transcript has a single exon. Gene Ontology annotation, cellular component: mitochondrial large ribosomal subunit. NCBI's taxonomy places the organism in Eukaryota, Fungi, Ascomycota, Eurotiomycetes, Eurotiales, Aspergillaceae.
CUUGAACCUUUAGUUGAUUGCCAGCUUGGACUCAUUCUCCCUCCUCCGUGCCCGAAACUCGCAUCUGGCAGAGUUCUGUCAUGGUCAAGAGCCGAAUUGACCUCUUUUGAUAUUUACGAAUCCACGAUGGCGGGCUUACAGACUCGCUCGGCCAUGUCCCUCCCCUUCUCCCUCUCUGCGGCUUUUCGCAACCUUUCCCUCAACACCGCGAGGCGCUCCUUCUCGACGACACUGCCCGCACAGAAGACGAAACAACUCCCGGACUAUAUCCCACCCUAUCCGUACGGUCCCAACUAUGUCUACAAGCAGUCGAAUUCCGGUCUCUACGGCGGCGUGACGAUCCAAUUCGGCAACAAGAUCUCCAAGGGCAAGAACGAAGGCAAGACCCGCCGGUCCUGGAAGCCCAACGUUCGCCGCAUGAAGCUUUAUAGCGACGCCCUCGAAGAGGAUCUCUUCAUUAAGGUGACGCGGAAGGCAUUGAGGACGAUCCGGAAAGCGGGCUCCCUCGAUAACUACCUCCUGGGCGACCACCCGGGCCGGAUCAAGGAGCUGGGUGUUUUCGGCUGGGAGCUGCGGUGGCGCGUGAUGCAGACCCCCAAGAUGCAGGAGCUGUUUAAAUAUGAACGGAAGAAUCUUGGUCUUCCAAGACCUCCCACCUUCGAGGAGUUUGUGGCGCAGAAGGAGGCCGAGAGGAAGGCGAAGGCGGAGGCCGGCGCGGGGGAUUUGACGAACAUCAAGGAAAUGACGAAGCCUACGCUCAAUGAGAAGCAAUACUGAGAGGGAUAGUGAGAAGCGGGGUGUGCAACAUGAAGAGUGUCGGGGGUUUCUGAGUCGGGCUUGGGAUUCGUUUGAAACAUCCGGGGUGAGAGACCAGCGGAUGAGGGCGUCUGUUGUAUUAUAUCUAUUUGCGACCAUGUUUCGACAGUCUGGAGCAGACUGUGUCAGUUAUCCGUCUAGCUGGCCGGUUAUGUGAAGAGAAACUGUAUAGAUGUCUGGCUUUCCUUUUCUUACAUGGAUUACAUGGACCUAGCAUGAUUUGAUUUCGUUUUGGUGUAUUUAUACUUUCUAUCAUCUUGACCAAUGGUAUUGGAAUAAGG